AUAAGAUUCAUCGCAUGUUCUCUGAACUUUUGGGACAUACAGGGGUUACAUGGAAUCCAAAUACCAACAAAGUUAAUGCUGCAGAGGAAGUUUGGCAACACUUUUAUACGAUUAAUAGGUCGGAUUACAAGAUGUUCAAGAGGGAAGGAUGUAAGCACUACCACACUCUUGGGGAGAUAUUUAGUGGGACUACAGCUACUGGAGGAUUAUGCAAAGCCUCCACUCAGCUUCCAAACACAUCAGAGGAAGAAAGGCAACUAGAAGAUGAUUUUUUGAAUAGGGGAGUGCAUGUACAUGCAGAGAAUGAUGAUGAAGUCGAUGUGGUUUCUGAUAUUCGUUGACGUAACGAAAUUGGUACAUCAGGUGAACGACGACGUAAGGAACCUAAGAUUAGUAAAAGUGAUAAACUUGAGGCAUGCAUGGCACAAUGGUCAUCUACAGUUAGUAUGAGGAAUGAAGAAACUGAACUUAGAACACUUUAUCUAAAAGAAAAGCUUGCAAAGAUUCAAGGAAAAUCAAGUAAUCAGUCAGAUGUUGAAGUUAACAGUCCGGAUCCUUAUUCAAAUGUCAUUUGCAUGGACAUCUUAAACGAUAUUGAAGGGUUGUCUAAUGAGGUUUAUAUGAAAGCAAUACAGGCUUUUAAUGAUCCUAAUUUCAGGGUGUCAUUUGUGAAGAUGCCAGAAGCAAGGAGAGGACCUAUCUUGGAACUACUUUGAUGUGACUGUUGUUUUAAUUUUUCUAGUAACGUGUUGUUCUAAUUUGUGAUGUUG
Olea europaea var. sylvestris is the source of this 770-nucleotide messenger RNA. RefSeq lists its product as uncharacterized. NCBI's taxonomy places the organism in Eukaryota, Viridiplantae, Streptophyta, Magnoliopsida, Lamiales, Oleaceae. The record is from RefSeq and is a predicted model, not a curated record. Bases 15 to 341 code for a protein of 108 amino acids. The transcript is spliced from 2 exons.